CUCAUCGUGUACAUCAAAACUAUACAAUUAGUUUUUUAUUUAUCUACAUUUAAUGCUCCAUGCACGAGGUAAGAAAUUUGAUGUGAUAGGUGAAUAGUGAAAUUUGGAGAGAAAAAUUUUGGAACUGAACACAAACACAGCCAAUGUUCAAAUGAGCCGAUGCUACGGAAUGCAUCAAUAGUGCUGCAGGGUGAUGGCCAGCUCUCCUCUCAGGAUGUUCAGUGUCUUGUCAAGUUGUUGUGUCAAGCUGAGGCCGCUUGCAGUGAGCAGCCACUUCCCUCGUUUCGCAGUGAGCAUACAAGAAUGUCCAAAAAGAUCAACGAUGCAUUGAGUGCAUAUGCCGUGAUGCCGAAUGGGGAACCCAUGUACAAGCUCCAUACUAUAUGUGGUGUGAACAAAUACGUGUCCGGCCCAGUUGGCACUGUUGCUAAAUGCUAUCGCUCUCAUGUUAAUUUCCUGGCGACUCCCAAAGGCACUCAAUUUUCUGCUGGCAAAAAUCCAGUGCUUUUCUUCGGUGAGGUUAGCAAUGAUGACGAAGACAGAGCUGGAGCACAAUCCUUUUGCUGCAGUGUAUCUGUGCCAAUACCAUGUUCCCAACGAGUGCGGUGCCUUUUCUGUGACUACAUGGGUAUUAGGAUCGUGCAUCCUAUCGGGAAAGAUUUCCAUGGUUGCAAGUUGGAAUUUGAGAAGAUGGUAUGUGGAGAAGACCCGUGUAAUGACGAUUUCGUUCCUGAAGUGAUGCAGCCAUUUUACACCAACAUAGACAUCAUUGAGCAUAGCCAGGUCACUUCAGAUAGAGUUAAUGGUAGGGUGGAGGAGGACUGUCUUUACAGUGACCCCAGUGGAGAUAGUAACGAUGGGUAUGAUAGUGACCUAACUUUGCCGAGCGAUGAGUUUGAGGGUGAUUUGGGCUCCAUGGAUGAUGACUGUCCCCCUUAUUGUCGAGUAACAUCAUGUUCUAGAUGUUAUUAAGAUGUAUAAUUCGAAGCCUUGUGUUAACGAGAACUUUCUCUUAAGCGGAGUCUAAGAUGAUGCUCAUGUAAUUUAACAAGCGACUUAAUUUCCUACAAUGUUCAUAGACAAUUGUAUUUGGAAGGGCAAAUAGAUUGUUUGCAAAAUCC
Molecule: messenger RNA, 1121 nt
Organism: Panicum virgatum (switchgrass)
Lineage: Eukaryota; Viridiplantae; Streptophyta; Magnoliopsida; Poales; Poaceae
Exons: 3
Coding region: 160-972 (270 amino acids)
Source: RefSeq, a predicted model, not a curated record